This is a messenger RNA of Camelina sativa (false flax), 729 nucleotides long. The record is from RefSeq and is a predicted model, not a curated record. NCBI's taxonomy places the organism in Eukaryota, Viridiplantae, Streptophyta, Magnoliopsida, Brassicales, Brassicaceae.
CACUCUUCACUCAAACCAAAAACAAGAAAAACACAUACACAAACUAGCAAGAAAAUGGCAAACAAGCUCUUCCUCGUCUGCGCAACUCUCGCUGUCUGCUUCCUCCUCACUAACGCUUCCAUCUACCGCACCGUCGUCGAGUUCGAUGAAGACGCCACCAACCCCAUGGGCCCAAGACAGAGAUGUCAGAGGGAGUUCCAGCAAUCACAGCACCUAAGAGCUUGCCAGGAAUUGAUGCGCAGGCAAAUGAGGCAAGGCCGUGGUGGUGACGAGUACGAUUGGGAAGAAGACAUGGAGAACCCACAAAGACGCCAGCAGGUACUCGAGCAGUGCUGCAACGAGCUUCGCCAGGAAGACCCAGCUUGCGUUUGCCCCACCUUGCAGCAAGCGGCCAGAUCGGUUAGCAUCCAGGGUCAGGGACAAGGACAGCAGAGACAAAGCCAAGCUAGGCAAGUUUACCAGACAGCCAAGCACUUGCCUAACGUUUGCCGCAUCCCGCAAGUUGAUGUUUGCCCCUUCCAGAUCCCUUCAGGCCCUUCUUACUACUAAAUUCCAAACAAAACCUUCAGAGUGUAUAUAGCACGAUGAUCAUGAGUGUGGCUGUUGAUUUUGUGUUAACACUACGCCGUUAUCGCGUGUUUUAUGAGAAAAUAUGUAAGCUUUAGGAUGUUCAUGAGGUUUGUUUAGCUCUGCUCCGUAAUAAAUGAGAGGUUUGUUUUCUGUUUUUCA